AUGGCUGAGCCUUCUUCCACCGUCCCGUUAGCUACCACUGCUGCUAGCCCCGCACCGGGAACGGCUCCGGCUGGUGAUGCUCCUGUGCCGCCGGCGGCGGCAGCGCCAGCUCCGGUAACCAACGACAACAACCCGCCGAGCCCGGCACCGGCGCCUCUCGAACCUGAUGAGGAUGAAGGCAACUUCACAGAGGGUUCUUCUACAGCUGAUGACCGCAUCUCGAGUUAUACCGCCUCGUUAUCCUCGAGCGUCGUAGAUUACCCCAUCGAAUACGGACGUCGCUAUCAUGCUUUCCGACCAGGAUCGUAUAAAUUCCCUAAUGAUGAGUCUGAGAUGGAUAGGCUCGAUCUGGCCCAUGCGAUGAUGGUCAAGGCGAUUGGGAGCAGGCUGUAUAACGCGCCGCUGAAGAAGGAAAAGGUGCAGAGGAUCCUCGAUAUCGGGACUGGGACCGGACUGUGGGCCGUGGAAAUGGGCGACAUCUUUGAGAACGCAGAGGUUCUCGGCAUUGAUCUGAGUCCCAUCCAGCCAGAAUGGGUCCCUCCAAACGUCAAAUUCGAAAUCGACGACGUCGAAAGCCCGUGGAUCGGGAACAGGAAAUACGACUUCAUCAUGUGCCGGUACAUGGUCGCCUCCAUCAAGGACUGGCCCGGCCUGAUCAAGAACAUAUUCGACCACCUAAACCCAGGAGGCUGGGUCGAAUUCCAAGACGUAAACACGCAAUUCUACUCCGACGACGACACCUUCUCCCAAGACUCCGCCACCGCCCGCUGGAUGGCCGGCUUCGCCCGCGCCUGUAAAGGAAUGGGCCGCGACACCGACGUGGCACCGACCCUCGCCUCCCUCUUACAACAGGGCGGCUUCCCCUCGGAGACAGUCCACGCCCGCCGCAUCAAGGCGCCCCUGGGCCCCUGGGCAAAAGACCAGUUCCACAAGGACCUGGGCAUGAUGAACCUGAUCCUCACCAUGGACGGCCUCGAGGCGCUUUCGCUCAAGUUGUUUUCGGAGCUGUUGGGGCGGACGCAGGAGGAGAUCCUGGUGGAGACUGCGGCUGUGAGGAGGGAGUUGAAGACGGGUGCUUUCGGGGCUUUCCAUGCCAUGUUUGAUAUUUACAACGUGUAUGCGCAGAAGCCGUUGGAGACGGAAGAUACUACGCAGUGA
Molecule: messenger RNA, 1158 nt
Organism: Colletotrichum paranaense
Lineage: Eukaryota; Fungi; Ascomycota; Sordariomycetes; Glomerellales; Glomerellaceae
Product: methyltransferase
Exons: 10
Coding region: 1-1158 (385 amino acids)
Molecular function (GO): methyltransferase activity
Source: RefSeq, a predicted model, not a curated record